AACAUUGGUGCACUGGUCAAAUUAGAGCAUCUCACAUUUGAAAGUCCAAUGUUAAAAUGCUUGCAAACUUCUCUUGUAAACUUGUGCUCAUUGAAGUAUAUUAGAAUUAUAGAUUCUAUUGGUGAAAUGGAUUUUGAUGCCCGGGCUGAAGACCACAAACAAGUCUCCAGGAUAUCAAUUUCCAGUAAUUGUAGUCCCGAUCUUGAAACUUUCGCGGUUGAGAAAAAUCUCCAUUUAAUGGAGAUAGAGACACUACCAGUGUCUCUCAAAAGCCUAUCAAUAAGAAAAUGCCACGUGCUGAAGAAUAUUGGGUGUAUUAGUGGUCUCGUAAGCCUUGAAGUUUUGUUUAUAUCCGAUUGUCCGCAGAUACAAGAACUCCCAAGCUUUGCUGAUUUGGCUUCGCUGAGAAGAUUUGAUGUACUAGCGCUCGAAUGUGACACCAUAUCAGCUGUGAAACCUUAUAUUCAGUCUAUGAAGGAAUGCCCAAGCUUUCUGAAGAUACAAGGUAGCGUGAGCCGUGUCACGGAGCCAGCUGUAAACUCUUUGGCGUUUCCUGAUCUUGUGGUCAACGAGGUGGAUGAGACGUCCGGACAUUCGUGCAAGGGUGAUUAUUUGUUUUAUUUGGAGGGAAAGGAGAAGAAUGAGGAGGAGAGGAAAGUGGUACGUAUAUCUGUGUGCCUCGACCGUUAUAUGUCCAUCAGCAAACUUCUCUCGUUCGGGGGAAGUGUUGAAGUAGAGAGAGAGAAAGCAGUAGUAGUUGAGGGAAGAAGGGAAAGAGUGGUGGAGGCAUUUUACCGAUUAUUAGCACGUCUGGAAUAGGUAACAUUCAUUUUAUGCUUUUAAGAAAAUAAGAUAGCCUAAUUCUUGGACUAAUUCUUAAUAGGUACAAAGAAUUUAUACAAAGUUUAUUGUUCUUGGACUAAUUCUUAAUAGGUACAAAGAAUUUAUAUUUCUAUUUGUGCUCACAAGUAUAUAUGAUUGCUAUAUAUAAUAUAAAAUAUUUUUUUACGGAAAAAGAAAACUUGAGUUUAUUGAUGGAAAAUCAAAUGUCUUGAAAAUGACACACAUCUCUUAGAGUUUCGUUUGGUUUUGAUUGAAGACCGUUUGAAGUGCUUUGCUAGUGUUUGGUCGCUCUUGCGACUGUAAGAUUGUGGGCAAGUUGUGCCCCUGCGGCAUGAAGUCGCCUGCAGGGGAUCCGGGGGGAGGAUCUUCCCAUCCUAACAAAGUUCCAGUGCCCUCCACCUGUCCUCCCUCGACGGAUCCGACUGUGGACGAGGUGAUGGAGGAAAUAAAUGGAAAUGAAUGCGAGAAGGUAGGUAAAACGACUGGCGGCUCCUCAAAUGACCCCAAGCCUAGGUCAUUUGCGGAUGCUGUGAGUCAAUCUGCAGGUUGCAACCCACAAGCCAAGUUUGAUGCUGUUAACCCUAGGCCGAAUGAGGAGAUCGCAGGAUAUGGUAAGAACUCUUCGGCCCCCCUUGCAUCCUUUUCUGUUGCUCCAAAUCUUGAGAUGCUGAAUGAAAUUGUUAAUGAGAAGGCUAGAUUGUGUGAUACAACUAUUUUCUUUUCUGCUACGGAGGUGGAAAAGUGCCCUCCGAGAAAGUUUAUGGAUGACUGGUUUCAGAAAUAUUGGAAUCAUAAGUUAGGGUUUCACAUUUCUUUCUGUAGACAAUUGCAGAGAGGGUUAUUUGUGGUUUUCUUUGCUAGCCCAGAAGCCCAAAAGGAAGUGGUUAAGAGGCAAUAUUGGCUCAUGGGUUCUACCUCCUUCAGGGCGUUAGCUUGGUCUCCGGAGGUUACUCAUGAGGAGGUGCUUGCUCUUGCAGCGCCUAGAUGGAUUUUAGUCAAAAAUGUGCCCCCCUUCCUAUGGAAAUUUUUGCCCCAACUAUUGGAGCCCCUCGGUAGGACCAUAAGAAUGGACGAUUUGAUGAAGUUAGUCCCCCACAUGGAUGCUCGCAUGCUUGUUUCAUUUCUUCUUGGUUGUGAGGUGCCUGAUUGUAUCUCUGUUGAUUUGGUUGAAGAAACUGUUGUUUGCCCCCUGGAGGUUCUGGGUGGGCUCAAUGCUUGUUUCCUGUGUCGUAAGGAAGGGCAUCGCAGGAAGGACUGCCCUAUUAUCAAAAAAAAUCCUCUAAAUAAGCAGAAAGUUGUUAAUGAAGCCUCGGCUCCCAAACCCUCGCAGCCGCAAAAUGGUGUCUCCCCGUCGGUCUCUGCUACACCCACUAACCCUAAGGAUGUUGUCGAGAACCCUAAUCUCCCGAACCCUCCUGCUAUGCCUAGGGUUUCGUCAAAAGUUGCUAGUGAGAAAAUUAAUAGUGACGAUUCCACCAUUAUAGGUCAGCUCAUUUCUCAUGAUUCUAGUUCUGCUUUUGACCCUAUUUCGGGUGAUGGUUUUGUUGUAGUCCACUCCAAGAAGAAACGCAAAGGUAUGCACCUCUCUCAGCAAGAUAAGACUCCGCAAGCCCGUGUUUCACCUUCUAAGCCCUCUUCUCCCCCAGUGCUUAAUUCUAUUAGUCUCAAUCAUGAUAAAUCGAGAGGUAAUGUUGAUUCAAGUUCGUCCUCGCGUGCUGGUUAUGACUGUGUUCGGCCGGCCCACAAUAGUGUUGGUAAGAUAAGAUCGCAGAAGGUCUUCAAGGAAAUUGAGGACGACUGUGUUCUUGAGGUCAUCCCUGCCGAGGGGCUCCAACAGUGCUUGCCUUCCUUCUCAGUGUUUGAAAAUGAUCCUGCCGAGGGGCUCCAACAGUUGGGGCACUGCAAGGAAGUUGAUGCGUUUGCUAUUUCAGCUAAGGUUUCUCAAUGAUUUGUUUAUCUUGGAAUGUGAGGGGGCUUGAAUCUCCCGACAGGAAAUUCGUGGUUAAAAGACUUUUGUCUUCUGUUCAGCAUGUUGAUUUUUUGAUGCUUCAAGAAGUUAAGGCCACUGAUUUCAUGUUAGACACUAGUCUUAAUUUUAUUUGGAAAGAUGUUGUGAAAUUUACCUCGAACCAUGUCAGAGGUAAAGGGGGAGUUGCUCUCCUUAUUGAUCAAAAGUGGAAAAAGUUUAUUGUCAGUCAUGAAUGCUCUCCUUGUCAGAGAGCUGUGUGGUGCACUGUUGAAUGUGAUAACUGCUCUUUUGGCAUUUGUACUAUAUAUGCCCCUAAUGACUCCCGUGAUAGAAGUAAUUUGUGGAGUUGGCUGAACUCUCUUCCGGACAUCCCCUGGCUUUUUGGGGGGGAUUUCAACAUGAUUGAGACUCAGGAGGAUAAAAUUGGAGGUCACCCUAUGCAAUGGAAUGAGAAUGAGUAUGUUUUAUGGAAUAGGUUAGUUUAUAACAAGAACCUAUUUGACCCGUUAGCUGGGAAUAAAGCUGUUCACCGUGGUCUCUGGCAUACUUGGUGUAAUUUUCAAUAGGGGCAAGCUAGAAUCUACUCUAGGUUGGACCGUUUCUAUGCCAAUAAGCAUUUCUUUUCCUUCAUUCCUUUUGAUGAAGAUAACAUUAUUAGAACCAUUGCUACCUCCCUUUCUGAUCAUCAUCCUAUUGUGGCCAAUGUCAACUAUAUCUCUGCUCCCAGGCAUACCAGGAAUAGAAAUUAUAAGUUUAUUUUGAAUUCUAGCUUGCUCUCUGAUGAAGAUGUGCUUAAUGCCCUCCUUAUUAUUAGGGGCAUUAAUAAACUUAGUAUGCAGCAUUUAUCUCAUUUGGAUAGAUGGCUGCGUAACAUGUCUACCUGGAAGAAAUUUCUUCAAACUAUUGGCCAGAAAAAAGCUAAAGAUUACCGUUAUGUUGAGAAAUUGUUAUGUUCCAAUCUUCAGGAGGCUGAGAAUAAUAUUCAAAACAAUAGGUCUGACCCUGAUCGGCUAACCCAACUUAUGGCUGCUAAAGACGCUCUCAGUUCUCAUCAGCAGUUUAGGAUCAAGGGCGCGAGACUUCGUGCCAGAGCUAAUUGGCUUCAUGCUGGUGAUAGAGGAACUAAAUUUUUCUUCAAUCUGCUUAGAAAUAAACAUUGUAAAGAGUCGGUUGAUAAACUUAUGGUUGACAAUCAGGAUAUUUCUGACCCAGUCAACAUUGCCAAGGCCUUUGCUGAGUUUUACAGAGCUCUGUUCUCUUCCGAAGACUCUCAGGAAGCUGAAGCUACUAGGAAUAAGUGUAAACCACUUAUUCCUAGGAAGCUUGAUCCUAGUGACAUUCUUAAACUUUCUAAGUUUAUUACUAUUGAAGAAAUUGAGAAUGCAGUUAAAAAUCUCUGUAAUGAAAAGGCUCCGAGCCCUGAUGGUUUCCCGGUUGAAUUUUACAAGGCUAACUCUAGUUGGAUUUGCAAGGAUCUUCUUGACCUGUUCAAUGAAGCCAUAGAGAACGGAUCUUUAGGUCCGGAGAUUAAUAAAGGCAUUAUCAGACUUCUUCCUAAGGAAGGGAACAAGGCUCUCAUUAAGAACUGGAGGCCUAUCACUCUGCUCAAUGUCUCCUACAAAAUAUUAGCGAAGGUCUUGGCCCUGAGACUGGUGGAUAUCCUCCCUAAGUUUAUUUGUCCGACUCAAACUGGCUUUAUUAAGGGGAGGUAUAUUUUGGAGAAUUUGAUCACUAGUUGGGAGGCUAUGGAGUGGGCUAAGUGCUCCAAUCAGAAUUCGGCCAUGCUGCUUCUUGACUUUGAAAAGGCUUAUGAUAGGAUUGAAUGGAAGUUUAUUCUUAUGAUGUUGGAGGCUUUUGGUUUUCCUUCAUUUUUUUGUAGUGCUGUUCAGACCUUGCUCAAGGAUGCCUCGGCUCAAGUUGAAAUAAAUGGUAUUCUUUCGCCCUCAUUUCCGCUCAGUAGGUCUAUAAGGCAGGGUUGUCCGCUUGCCCCUGCUCUCUUUGUUAUUUCUUCUGAGGCUCUGUUUUACAUUCUCCGGGAUGCCUCUCUUUCUCCUGUGGUCAAAGGUAUUAGUCUCCCCAACAAUGAUAUGCUUAUUAACUGUCAGUUCGCCGAUGAUACUGCUCUGUUUUUCGAGCUCUCCGAAGAGAAUUUUAGUGUCCUUAAAGGGAAACUUGAUCUUUUUUGUUCUGCCUCUGGUGCUCGCAUAUCCCCUGCCAAGUCGAUCUGUUUGGGUUGGGAAGAUCAACCUCCUGAGUGGUUUUCUUGUUCUGGUCUUGAGUGGGGUGGUCCUAAGAAAAUUGUUAAAUAUCUCGGUAUUCCUUUUUCUGUAGAUCCUGGUCUUAGAAGCAUGUGGCUGUGGGUUAGAGAUAAAAUUCUUAACAAGCUUAAUAAAUGGCAUAAUAGAACUUUGUCUCUGGCCGGUCGUAUUCAAGUGUGUCAGAAAAUUUUGUCCUCUUAUAGUAUCUACUAUUCUUCAGCUUGGUUAUUCAGUAACUACCAGAUCCAAGACAUUCAGAGCGCCAUCAGAUCUUUCCUCUGGUCCGAUGGUAAAGGUAAUAAGAAGUGUCAUGCUGUCAGGUGGGCUUGGUGUCAUGUGGACAAGUCCUUUGGUGGUUUAGGGCUUAAGGACCUGAAACUCCAAGGGAUUGCCCUCUCCGCCAAGUGGAUAUUUCUCUCUUUGAAUGGUGACUGCCCGUGGAAAGUGCUUGUUAGGCACAACAUUGAGAGAGGUUAUCCCAAGAAAGCUAAGUCUUGGAAGAAUCUCCCUUUUGGUGAUCUUCUGUUGGGGGAAUUCCCGGUUGCGGUUCAAGGUUCUAUGGUUUUUAAGGCCAUUUGGAAGGCCUGGGAACAGGUCAGGGACCACAUUAUGAAUAAGAGCUGGUACCACCAAGGCUCUCUCCACGGUGAGAGAUCCAUUUGGUGGAAUCUUGUCAUUAAUGGGAAACCCCUUGCCUUAAUGCAGGGCUGCUCUGCUAGAUCUUGGGCUAAAAAAGGUAUCAAGCAGUUUGUAGACUUGUUCGAGGGUGAUCUUCUCCCGUCUUGGGACGCUAUCAAAUCUAAAUUUGAUAUUCCUGACUCUCAGAGAAGAACGUACAAUAUGGUGAGACAAGCCUCCAGACACCUCCCCUUUGUUUGCAACGUGGACUCCCUUAGACAUCUUCAUUGCUUGUGGCCCGGAGGUGUGGCUAUGGACUGCCUUAAAGCCAAACACAUUCAUUCUGUUAUUAAUCAGAAUAAAGACAUUUUCAGUCAUGUGAACUCUACGUGGCAUCUAUCCCUUGAUGACAAGAUGUGGAGUAAAGUUUUUCAGCGGCUCUGGAAAAGUCCUGUUGAGCCGAAAAUCAAUUGUUUUAGAUGGCUUGUUUUACUUGACAGACUUCCUAUCAAGAGGUUUAGUACUGAUUCUGAUUCUCAUUUUGAUCUGUGCAAUCUGUGUAAGGUUCCUGAAACUGGUAAACAUAUCCUUUUUGAUUGUCUCUUUGCUAAGGAAAUUUGGAAUAGAUUUGGCAUUAUUUAUCCGUUCAAUAUGAGCAUUCUUAAUAUUAUUUCUGGUUAUGUGCCUGGCUUGCAUAAGGAUUCGAAUUUAUUUUGGAAUAUGCUGUCUUCUAACAUUCUUUGGCAGAUCUGGAAAUGCAGGAACGAAGAAAAGUUUCAAGGUAAGCCGAGAGUUCUUACUGAGUUUUUCAGGAAACUCACACAUUUCAAAAAUUUUCUGCAGGUUCAUGUUACGAUGAUGGUGGAAAGGAAGAAGUUAAAGAGGUUCAUUCAAUGCGGUCAUGCAUCCUUUUAUUUUCACGAGUUGAAGAAUGGCCCCCUUUGGCAGAGAACCCUGGAUGACCUACAUGCGUUCGAGGUUGCCUGCGAGAAGUUUAAAGAUGAAAUCAGGAAGAAUGGGAACCCCAGAUUAGAUGAGCUUUCCUUGCUAGCUCAGGUGCAAGCUCACAAAGACUUGGUCUGGAUGGAUGGUCCUCUUGGCUGGGUGGCUUGGGUUGAUCGCUCAUUGGACAUUCUAUCUUAGUCCUGUUGCAGAUCUUGGUUGUAAUUAUUUUUUUUUUAUCAGUGUCGUCCUCUGUAAACUGUAUAUGUUUUUGAUCGAGUGAGGCUAGGCCUCUGGUUGAUGUAAUCUUGAACUCUUAUGUAAUUUUG
Cryptomeria japonica (Japanese cedar) is the source of this 6959-nucleotide messenger RNA. RefSeq lists its product as uncharacterized. The coding region runs from base 3646 to 6831 and encodes 1061 amino acids. The record is from RefSeq and is a predicted model, not a curated record. The transcript is spliced from 2 exons. NCBI's taxonomy places the organism in Eukaryota, Viridiplantae, Streptophyta, Pinopsida, Cupressales, Cupressaceae.